AUGUUCCGCUGCGUCGAAACCCCUCCCGAACCCUCCUUCCCACCCUCCCCCAUCACCUACAGCGCCUCCAACCAGCCCCUGAUCGGCGACACGGGCGCCCCAUUCGCAUACUUCCACACCAACAACGCCCGCACCAACGACAGGCGCAAAGAAGCCUUCCACACGGCCAUGCGCGGUGAAAUGAAGCUCAAAUUGAGCGAAUUCGGCAUCACGGAGCACUACAUCACGGCGGAAAACACGCUUUCAGCAGCCAAACCGGCCGGAAAGCACAUUCCGGUGCUCAUGAACGCGGUAAGUGCCGUCCAGACCUCUCGUGACGUGAUCAUCGUGGUUGGAGAGUCCAGUCAGGACUGUGGCGUGUUCGCCUGGCGUUUGGUGCGCGGGGAGGAUGCAUUGAAGCGCGGAACAGCCGUGGGUUUGGCGGGCGCGGUCAAGGAAUUCGGACAGGGAUUGAAGGAGGAGGAUGGGAACAAUGGCGUUCCUGCCUUGAUUUUCAUCAAUCCUGGUCAGCUGUACUACAGCUUCCGCGAAAAGAAGGCCAAGACGCUGGUGAGCUGGAAUGAUGGCGAGCGGGGCAGCAAGGGACAAGAGUACCCGGACGAGAUCGAUGUGGAGAAUAAGUUGGAGGGACAUACGACUGCCGGAGAGCACGUCAACACCUUCAUCGAGACCAUCCUUCCGGGGAUGAUCAACAACCAAACCCGCAUCUACUUCAUCGCCAUUGGCGAUGGAGCCCAGCACGUCCUCGCAGCUCUAGACAAGCGGAUUGCCGAUAAGACCAUCCCUCCGCAUCUCUCUCGCCAAAUCGAAGCCGUGGCCCUCAUCUGCCCACAGAUCACCACCCACAAGAGCGAACUCGACCCGAAACUCCUCAUCCACCUCGCCACCGAAGCCAAAUCCUGGGUCCUGUCCAAGGAGCCACUGGGAGAGCUUCUCGCAGUCCCACACGAUCCUGCUCGCAUCGACCCGAACAGCUUGGGCGAWCGCCUCGAGGAGCACCCUACCAUCGAGCUGGACGAGUUGGGAUAUCGGAGCGAGGACAGCUUCAUUGAAGUCAAGAAGGUUGAGAGUAACGACAUCAGCAUGGAGGAAGGUGAGAUGGUCGAGGACGAGUCGGAGGAGCAGGAAGUCUGGGAAGGCGAGCCGCCUCUCACACCAACUUUCAGCGCUGGACAAGUCAAGGAUGGAAUCAUCGAGACGGCUUUCGACUGCUGCAUGCAGAAGGUGCUGGAGUUUCUGUGGAUGCGGCGUGAGCAGCAGGUCGAGCAUGAGAGAUUCCGGCGCAAGUUCGAGCGAUUGACGUUCGUUCAGGAGAGACGUUAUGAGUACGAUUCUGAUGCCUCUGGCGCUUAG
This is a messenger RNA of Ramularia collo-cygni, 1353 nucleotides long. RefSeq lists its product as uncharacterized. Lineage: Eukaryota; Fungi; Ascomycota; Dothideomycetes; Mycosphaerellales; Mycosphaerellaceae. Gene Ontology annotation, cellular component: nucleus. Gene Ontology annotation, biological process: regulatory ncRNA-mediated heterochromatin formation. The transcript has 3 exons. The record is from RefSeq and is a predicted model, not a curated record. Gene Ontology annotation, molecular function: siRNA binding. The coding region runs from base 1 to 1353 and encodes 450 amino acids.